CAGAUCCCUCUAUACUGGAUCCCUGCUUUUCAAACUGCAGCAGGGGACUGGUGUAUUAUCAAAACAUCAAGAAUUGCAUUUCUUCUCCUCUAAGCAGUGUGAAGAUGUGGAUGCUGAGUCUUCAGGUGGUUGUCGUUUCUGUGCUCCUACAGGUGCCCGGUUGUUUCCCAUCAUGCCUCAUUCUGGGCUCUGUAGCUAACUGUGGCUUCCAGAACCUCCACUGGAUUCCUCCUCUCCCUCCUCACAUCACCCACCUGUACCUGGAGAUGAACCACAUCCACGAGAUCAACUCCACCUCCCUGUCGGGCCUGGAGGAGCUGCAGGCGCUGGACCUGGGGCUACAGUACGUUCCUCUUGUGAUCAGGAACCACGCCUUCAGCGGGCAGAGGCGCCUGAGGAGGCUUGUGCUCGGCUUCAACGCCGGCCUUCAACUGGAGCCGCUGGCUUUUAUCGGACUGUCGGGUUUGCAGAGCCUCCACCUGGACUACUGUUCUCUGCAAGCAUCCAUCCUGAAGGAGAACUAUCUGGAGCCACUGUCCUCCUUGGAAACUCUUGACCUCUUUGCUAACAAGAUAAAAAGACUGCAGCCUUCAAUGUUUUUUACAAACAUGACUAAUUUGAAAGUUUUGAAUCUUAAGCUGAACCAAAUCGACAGAAUAUGUCGAUCUGAUCUGGUUGGUUUUCAAGGAAAGAACUUUACGGUCCUGAACUUGGCCUCGGUGGGUCUUAAGGCCAUGUUUAAGGAACAUUUUGACUGGCAGGAAUGUGGGAAUCCUUUCAGGGGAAUGUCCUUUCAGACACUUGACCUGUCACACAACGCGUUCAGUGUGAGUGGGUCCAAGCGCUUUUUCACAGCCAUCAAAGGGACCGAAAUCUCCAAUCUCAAACUGUCAGGUCACAUGGGUAAAGGAUUCUCACACAACAAUCUUCCUGACCCAGACCACGGCACGUUUGUCGGCCUGAAUGGCAGCUCAGUCCGCACUUUGGAUCUGUCGAACAACCGGAUAUUUGCAUUGCAAGAGGGGGUUUUUCGUCCGCUGGAAGAAGUCGCAAUCAUUGACGUUUCCCGUAACAAAUUGAAUCAGAUACACCGACAUGCCUUUGAAGGUCUUGAGGGACAUUUGAGAAUGCUCAACCUGUCACACAACCUGCUAGGGGAAAUCCAUUCUUACACUUUUGAUUCCCUGACAAACCUGAGAGUGUUGGACUUGUCUUACAAUCACAUAGGUGUCCUGGGCUACGGCUCAUUCAGUGGACUUCCACAAUUAAAAGCAUUAUAUCUAACAGGAAACUCUUUGCGAGACCUUGGCUUCCCCGCUUCCCUCCCAAGAUUAGAUUAUCUGAUGUUGAAUGACAACAAACUGGAGUCGUUGCCGGUGAGUGCUCUGGCGCGCUUUGCCGGUAAUGUUAUGCAUCUGGACAUUAAGGACAACCGUUUGACAAACCUGGGGGACGUUACCACGCUUUUGACUCAUCUAAAACGGCUCUUCUAUGGAGGAAACACAAUCCAAUGGUGUACGCUCAGUGGGCGAGUUUCAGCAGUUGGUUCGAGCAAUGUCCAAACUCUAGAUCUUCACAGCAGUUCCCUGCAGUCCAUGUGGUCUCAGGGGAGGUGCCUGAAUCUGUUUGACAAUCUGGGACGAGUGAUCGCUCUGAACUUGAGCUUCAAUGCACUGCAGUCUCUUCCUCGGGGCCUUUUCAAGGGCCUUGCCUCAGUGGCAGAGAUGGACCUCUCGUUCAACAGCUUGACCUAUCUCCCGCCUGAUGUGUUACCAAAUAGUCUCAAAGUACUCAACCUCUCCAACAACUUUGUAGCCUCCCCUGACCCCGUUGCGUUUCGCUUUCUAAGCUUCCUCGACCUUAAAAUGAACCGAUUCCACUGCGAUUCCAACCUGAAGGGCUUCCUGACUUGGCUGAAGAAGACCAACACGACCCUUCUUAGUCCUGUUGCGGAGCUCAGGUGUGAAUUUCCUUCUGCUCUCUAUAAUGUGUCUCUGUUAGAUUUCUCUGUUUGGACCACGCAGCAGGUAACCAGCAACUAAAAGUGAAAAAAUAGGUUGGGCCAUCUAGGGGAACAACUAGAAUUGUAAGAAAUGAAACACAAAGACCAUCUAACGUUGAUUUUUUAAAUCUCUGUAUGAUUUGACUUCACUUCACUGUAAAAAAAAAAUUCUGAGUCUCAGAAAGAACUGUGUCAAUAAAGCGUAUUUGUUUGAAAUAUUGUGGUAAAUAUAGAGCGCCUGAUUACCUGGUAUACAUCUGUGUCGUUCCAUCUAGAAUAAUCAUCAAAACACAUCACAAUUUCUUCAUUAGAAUUUGCAUUGGUCAUCUGAAUCUCUUCAUAGCUAACCAAAAACCAUAAUGGUCAAUUCUGUAGCUUUAGCAGUAAAAAACUAACCUCUUCUCCAAUGCAUGCUGGGAAAAACUUCAGCCCUCAAUCACCAAACAAGUGUAGAAAAUUGACAGAUAUAAGACUAAGGCUCAAUCCCAGUGCCCACAUUAACCCAUGUACAGACUUAAAGAGACAUAAGGCAUAAAGGUCCUAAUCCUGUGAGGGAUUAGGACCUUUAUGCACUCUUUAUCUGUAAAUACCAAGACCCAUACAUCCAUACUAUUCUAUGCAUUCAUUUAGGAGAUGGUAGUAUGUCCCAAUUAAAUGCAUACUGCAUGAAAUUGAAAAUACUUUGUAAGGUCAGCUGCAAGCUGUUGUUCUAAUGAUGUUCUAAAAGUACAAAUAAACAUGUGAAUUGGAACAUAGUGUUAAGCAACAGUCAAUUACCAACAAUUCAUGCGGGAUUGAGAUCCGAAAAAUGCAAAUCAAUUUCAUACACAUCAAAGCAAUAAGUGGCCUCCAUGUGAACUUUAUGGAGAUAUCUAAACAUUGAAUGUUUUCAUUCAUUUGGAGAUUCAUUUAGUUUGUUUUGUUUUGUCUAUGUAGUAAACUCUGACACAGACAAUUCGUGCAUACUUCAUUUACCUUGCAAAGUCUGCAUUAAAUGUACGAUGACAGACUUAAUCUGACACUACGGCUGUGUCUCACCGAACAACCCUUUCACUUUGUGGGACAUGAAUCACAUUUCUUCUGCCCCAGUGGGUGCCUGUAAAAUGAAUAGGAUGUUCAGCAUUUAACACAUAUUAUGAACACACAGGUUGUCAUCAGUUACAGAGUAGGAAAAAUAAUGUCUUUAUCGCUUCUCACAACUACAAUACCCACAGAAAUGAAUAUGUGUAACUUGAGAAGCAACAAUUGUAACAUUAAGUGAUUGAUUUGUUAAAAAAUGAGUAGGUUUAGGUUUGUAUCUUAACGAUCCAUCCACUUGUCCACAAGUCCAGUGUUCAUAAACAAAACUGGCUAUUUAAAGUAUUGUAGGUAUUGAGGAAAAGGUUUCCUAUUAUUUAACGGAUGGAAAUAAAGCCUUGAGAUGGAACCCACAGUGAUUCCUUUUCUUACAGCAGAGGGCAGCACCAGCACAGUUAGUAAAAUGAUGUAAU
Pungitius pungitius (ninespine stickleback) is the source of this 3492-nucleotide messenger RNA. RefSeq names its product toll-like receptor 5. Gene Ontology annotation, molecular function: protein binding. The transcript is spliced from 2 exons. The record is from RefSeq and is a predicted model, not a curated record. Lineage: Eukaryota; Metazoa; Chordata; Actinopteri; Perciformes; Gasterosteidae. The coding region runs from base 105 to 2042 and encodes 645 amino acids. Gene Ontology annotation, cellular component: extracellular matrix.